GUUCCGAAUUCACUUGUUUCUUUGACUUGGGGAAGAGCGUCGAGAAACAUGGCGUCGACCAGCCGAGAAGGCCUGACUCUGCCCAGAGUUCAGUGUCCCAACCACCCUGAUGCCAUACUGGUGGAGGAUUACAGAGCGGGGGACAUGAUAUGUCCUGAAUGUGGCCUUGUUGUAGGUGACCGUGUGAUUGAUGUGGGCUCAGAGUGGAGGACGUUUUCCAACGAGAAAGCUCUCAAAGAUCCAUCCAGGGUUGGAGAUGCUCAGAACCCACUGCUUAACGGAGGAGACCUCACCACCAUGAUUAGCAAGGGAACAGGUGCAGCCAGUUUUGAUGAGUUUGGCAAUUCCAAGUAUCAGAACCGGCGGACCAUGAGCAGCUCUGACCGGGCCAUGCUGAAUGCUUUCAAAGAGAUCAGCACCAUGGCUGAUCGCAUCAACCUGCCGAGGAACAUCAUAGACAGAACAAACAACUUAUUCAAGCAGGUUUAUGAACAGAAGAGCCUGAAGGGCCGAGCCAAUGACGCCAUCGCAUCAGCCUGCCUCUACAUCGCCUGCAGACAAGAGGGUGUACCCAGAACCUUUAAAGAGAUCUGUGCUGUUUCCAGGAUUUCAAAAAAAGAGAUUGGUAGGUGCUUCAAGCUGAUCCUGAAGGCACUGGAGACCAGCGUGGACCUCAUCACCACAGGAGACUUCAUGUCCCGCUUCUGCUCCAACCUCGGUUUGCCCAAACAGGUGCAAAUGGCAGCCACCUUCAUUGCCAGGAAAGCUGUGGAGCUGGACUUGGUUCCUGGCAGGAGUCCCAUCUCGGUGGCGGCAGCAGCCAUCUACAUGGCGUCCCAGGCCUCUGCAGAGAAGAAGACCCAGAAAGAAAUCGGAGACAUCGCCGGCGUCGCAGACGUCACCAUCAGACAGUCGUACCGACUCAUCUACCCACGCGCAGCAGAACUUUUCCCUCCAGACUUCAAGUUUGACACACCUGUUGAUAAACUGCCCCAACUGUGAAGAAGACUGCCAAAGACUCGGAGCCGAAGUUUGUUUUUUUUCUUUCCAUAUAUAAAAAUAAUUUGUUUUUGGAUUUGAAAGAUUUCUCUUGUCCCGCCUGAGACGAGCUGACAGGAAUAAAGCGGACACACAUUCCAGACCGAACUCCAGUAUUUCAUGAGUGUAUAUACUGUACCGUGUAUAUAUGUCCAAGUGUAACUGAUGCUUGACAUUUUAGGCUGGUUUCAUACUGUAUACAUAACUUUGUUUUGUAGGAAAAGAUUGGUUUUUCUUUGAGUUGUUCAAAAUAAUUUAAAAUAAAAAGAUUUCAUUAAA
This is a messenger RNA of Melanotaenia boesemani (Boeseman's rainbowfish), 1317 nucleotides long. RefSeq names its product general transcription factor IIB (gene gtf2b). The record is from RefSeq and is a predicted model, not a curated record. The transcript has 7 exons. Bases 49 to 1002 code for a protein of 317 amino acids. Gene Ontology annotation, biological process: transcription initiation at RNA polymerase II promoter; transcription preinitiation complex assembly. Lineage: Eukaryota; Metazoa; Chordata; Actinopteri; Atheriniformes; Melanotaeniidae. Gene Ontology annotation, molecular function: RNA polymerase II general transcription initiation factor activity; TBP-class protein binding. Gene Ontology annotation, cellular component: nucleus; transcription preinitiation complex.